Dicrocoelium dendriticum is the source of this 2590-nucleotide messenger RNA. The record is from the annotation of a GenBank genome assembly. Lineage: Eukaryota; Metazoa; Platyhelminthes; Trematoda; Plagiorchiida; Dicrocoeliidae.
AUGCUGUUUCAUCCACCAAAGCUCGUGUCCACCGUGCCAGCAAGUGGAAGCUCCGGAUUUGGCAUUCUGAUGAUAUGCGCCAUCGUAUCUGUCAAUUACUACUUUGAGCGUUUACGUGGUACUGCCUCAGGGAUCGCCAUGUCCGGUGCCGGCGUCGGGUACUUAUGUGUCCCCUUCCUGUUUAGCUAUUUGGUGCCUCGCUUUGGAUGGCGUUACACGCUGCUCCUCUACUCUGCGUCCAUAUUCGUUUUGUUGGUGUCUGCUGUUUUGGUCAUCCGUCCAUUUGUGAUCGUUGCUUCGGACGGAUCAGAAGUGGAUGAAGAGCACACGGAGAACGUGAAGCAAACUCAAGUUGGCCAUCCAACCACAAAUGUAAGCAGAGCGAAUGGCGCUGUUCCAGAGCGAUCGGAGCAUCACCCGGGAAGUAAAGAAAACGGACCUGAAGCUCCAGAUAAUGAGGUCUCUAUGGCUCCACUUACGAUACUGGCUUUGGCGGAUGAUGACCAAUUAUCAGUCGGUGAGACGGCAUUUUCUACUGCCUCUCGUACCCGUGCCUACCUUGCAAACAUCAAAGAAGACAAAGCUGCCAAGUUGGUCAUGCCGUUGGGGGACGAAACACUGGCUGAUACUGGAGACCAUGUCAAUUGCGAGUUGAAAGACACACCGACACCGCAGUCUUUUGCCAAUCGAUCUGGCCAGUAUCAGCUACGCCAGAAUGGGUUACGAACAUCAGGACCAUUGGCCGCAGUUAAUGAACAAGCUGAUGAUGACCUCGGCUCAACUGUGGGCUCACGGCUGUGGAAGUCUACACUGGCUUUCAAACGGAGCAAUCCGCCUCCUCGUUCUCAGCGUACUUACUCCUCUAGUCGCAUAAGGAGUGUCGAAUCAAGAGAUGCUUCUUCACACCCGAAUGUGAAAUGCAAGAGUGCCGGUAAGAAAAGCUUUGUCUUGGACCCCUUUGAGCAGAUGGACGUCUUUUUCUCCGGCAGCUUGGCAAGCCUUGGCUAUUACGAUACACAUCGUACAAGGCACACAUCUGAGCAACGGAGUACCCUGUUCAGCUCUCAACUGCACGACCCUUCACGAUUUGGCUCCUUGCAGUCUAGUGCAAUCCAGUCCAUUAAUCACGUUGAACCGAGCCAAACACAAUUUUAUUGUCCCAGAGUUGGCUUCACUGACAUUGCGGACCGACCGUCUGAACUUCUUGGGGAUUAUGAAAAAAGACCACCUUCGAGUUGGCUAAGCAAAGUGGACGAGGCUGAUUGGUACGGACAGCGGAAUAAUUAUAUCACUUCAGAAGAGACUGUAAAUCACCAAGCCACUUGGGAUAGUGAAUACAGGUUAAACAAGGUAUUACGAUUUCGUGAGUGGAUCGUGACUGUUUUCGAUCUGAAACUGUUCACUAUUCCCUCAUUCCUUUUCAUUACGGCAAUCGGGGUGGCAACCCAACUGGCGUAUUUCAUCCCAUUUGUGUAUUUGACUGACUUUGCGAUGAGCAAAGGUAUGGAGCAAAACGACGCAAACCUUCUGCUUGUAAUUCUGGGAGCCACACACACCAUCGGUCGUAUAAUGUCUGGCUGCGCAGCUAACAUGAGCUGGGUGGACACUGUUUAUCUGAGCGGCCUAGGAAGUCUAUUCGCCGCAGCCGUCACCUUACUCUUGCCCAGUGCGUUCCCCGUUGGAUUCGCGUGGUACGGUGUCUACGCAGCAACUUUCGGUAUAUCUGUGGCAUUUCCCAUUCCGAUGGUCCCUAUAAUCCUGGUUCGAUUUCUCGGGCUUCAAAGGCUUACAGCUAGCUACAGUAAUCUGAAUAUGAUCAAAGGGAUCGCAUCUGUCGUUGGACCUUUGAUUGCAGGUUGGGAACUUUAUUGAGAUCCGGUACUGAACUGAGGAACUGCUUCCGCCAGAGAUGGGACUAAAUAACCAACAAAGACUCAUCUGGACCAUGGCCUUAUACCAAAACCAAACAAUUGCACCCAACACAACGACUGAUGUCCAGUGAGGAUAGCUGGACACGAAUUCCUCACACUCCAGCAAGUAUACAAAAUCAGAGAAAGUGAGACCCCAGAUACUCUGGAAAUUUUACUUACCUGCACAGUUAUUCCUCCUUCUGGACUGGCCGAAACCUCUAUGGCGCGCUCUGACUGAGCUAUCUGAUCAGCCAAGAGACGGGUCGUUCGACUGCACAUUACAGUGUACAGAUGGUUGAUUAGAGGCUUUGUCAGAUGUACAUGACCGUUCAAAACAAUUAACGACAGUGUUCCAGGACGUGGUGGCUUUUCGUCUGGCAAACGUUCUACCUACAAAAAGCCACAAAAUUCCGUUUUUCAACACUGUGAUGUGGCGGAUGUGACUCGCCACCGAAUAAAAUCCCUGCCCACAAUUACACACUGGCAUAUUGACUAGAGUCAUUCUACACUAUUUGAUUGACAAGUAAAAAACUCUCAGUCUUCAUACACUGUCAUCACUUCAUCUACUGUGCUUUUCCUGUUUACGCUACGCACACGAAUCUAGUUCAUCUUCACCACGCUGGCGAUUUUGCUCCUCAUGAGUACUUCUUCCGUUUCUGCAACUUGUACAAGUUUUGGAU